Engraulis encrasicolus (European anchovy) is the source of this 3872-nucleotide messenger RNA. RefSeq names its product GRAM domain-containing protein 2B. The record is from RefSeq and is a predicted model, not a curated record. The coding region runs from base 665 to 1774 and encodes 369 amino acids. The transcript has 13 exons. Lineage: Eukaryota; Metazoa; Chordata; Actinopteri; Clupeiformes; Engraulidae.
CAGGAGAGAAUUCAAGUGUUCACAGGUACACAGUGAAAUGGCCCUGGGUGAAAUGGUCCCGGGUGGUAGCAGUGGAAUUUUACAGACGUGCGUUGGAUGGAUGGUUGGAUGGUAGGCCAGCAGCAGGUGUGUGUUUGUGUUGGUUCCAGAACUCCAGCAGAGCUGCCUAGACUCGCACAACACUCUUGAGACACACACACACACACACACACACACACACACACACACACACACACACACACACACACACGAGUCAGGCAAGAGGGAGGAGUUGCAUUACAUCAGUGUGUGCCGGAGGUGUCACACCAUUUUGAGAGCAGUCAGACACUCCUCCGUGUGGAAUGUUGGUGUGCGAGGACUGGAAAACCAACUCACUUGAUCCACUCUGUACUGCGUGCGGGUGACUAGGAUCGGAUACCGUGGUAUACUCACGCGCGUGUCCCGCGCCCCUGAGCAUCAUACUCUUGUCCCUUGUGGAUCUUAGUCUGUUGGUGGUGCCUGUUGGGAGUUUUUUUUUUCAUCAUGUCGACGCAUGAAGGCGCUUUUUGGUGACCCUUUUGUAACUGGCGUUUUAAGUGGCACGGCGCGUUGUAGCGCGGCGUACGGCGGUGGGGAGUUGCGCUACUCCCAGGCCGUUUUGGGCGGAACUCGCUAAGCAAGUGAUAUGAAAAGGUCCUGGAGCGUCCGAUUAUCUCGAAGAUUCGGAGAUCGGCUGCACAGUUAUACGGUAGAGGGGGCGGCGGUGCCCGGUGCCAAGGUGAGGAAGGGCAAGUCUUCCUCCCUGAAGAAGAAGGUGGAGCCCCGGAAAGCCCUGAGUCUGGAGGAGUCCCAGCUGGAGAGCCUACAGCCCAGCCGCAGCCCCAAGCUCGCCCCCGUCAGGUCUCAGACAUUUGACAGCGAAAGGACAUUCGAGAGGACGGACAGCACCGGCUCCAGAAGUAGUUUCAUCAAGCACAACAAGACAUUCCACAAGCUCUUCCCCGACCUCCCGGAGUCAGAAGACCUCGUCCAUGCGUACAUCUGUGCGCUACAGAAGGAGGUGCCCUACCACGGCCGCAUCUACAUCUCGGAAAACCAUGUCUGCUUCCACUCCUCCGUGCUGAUGAAAGCCACCAAGGUUGUUAUUCCUGUAUCCAGUGUAACGGCAUUGAAGAAGCAGAACACAGCUCUACUGGUGCCAAAUGCCCUGUCCAUACGCACAGAGGGGGAAAAGUUUUUGUUUGUGUCCUUGCGGAACCGGGAGGGUUGCUUUAAGCUCCUACGCUCCGUUUGCCCCCAGUUGGAGGAUGGCAGCACAAACAGCAGUCCCAUCUUCUCGUCUGCGGAGAACAGUUUUGACCAGGGCAAACUGCAGCACUCCAGUCAGUCCAGCCUGGAGGAGAGCUUUGACCAGAUGGACGCCGGAGACUCCGCCAUGCUGCUAGACCCUCCACCCCCACACCUCAGUAAAGAUACGCUGACGCACGCAAGCCAAUCAACCUUGAGGUGCUCUCGCUCUCAGUCUCAGCGGGAAGAGCUUGACGACAGCAGCUCCAUGGAAGAAUACUCAGGAGGCUCGUGGGUGUGGAGUGUGACGGACAGAGCGCGCUCGCUACUCGUGCAACGAGAACCAAACAGCCUCAAUACACUCCUCCUUAUCUACCUGAUCCUGGUGGUCCUGCUUCUUCUGUCCUCUGGCUACAUUGGGCUGCGCAUCGUGGCCCUGGAGGAGCAGCUGACAUCGCUGGGAGCCUUGCCUGAGUUCACCCUGCAGAGCGGGUACAAAGACACAUAACCACUGGCCCGAGGAGAGACGAGGUGAUUGAUGACACUGAGGUCAUGACGGCGUCACGGCUGGCUGUAGAUCAGUCCCCAAAGACGAGCCUGGAGUGGAGUCCGCUUACACACACACACACACACACACACACACACACACACACACACACACACACACACACACACACCAGAUACAGACAUGCAUCCACCGUUCCCUUCCAUCUUGAAGCACAUACUGCACUGAGAAAGACACGCUUUCUCCUCUCCCUGGUCUGGGACACCAAAGACAAGCAGUCAUGUCAACCUCACCCCACCACCCUUACAUCCUCGAACCAAGAAAGAACCACACUGAAGUACGUGUGCGGGGGGAGCAAGAUGGUCACCCUACCCCAUCCCUCCAUUUCAAAGAGUAACUUUCUCUCUCUGGGUUUGCACAAAAAAACAAAACAACCAACCAACCCUCCAUUUCAAAAGAAACUCCUGUCCUCCUGUCCUGUUCGUCAGGGUUUCAUCCUCACUCACCCGUGUAGUUCUAUGGGGCACUACCCCCCUACCUGUCACAUCAGUUCUCCUCUGUUCACUUUUUUCAGGGCUAGUCCAGAUGCAAGUCUCUACUUACUUACUUACUUAGUUGGGCCCCACUAUGAGAGCGGUUUUGUGUAUUGAUCGUUUCACGGCCACUCCACUUGAAUUCCUCUCUCGAUGAUCACCUUCUCUCUCUCUCUCUCUCUCUCUCUCUCUCUCUCUCUCUCUCUCUCUCUCUCUCUCUCAAUGAUGAAUCUAAUAUUUUGCCAGGUGAUCACUUGUCUGUCAAUGAUCACGCCUUCCCAUGAUGAUCACUUCCUCUGCCAUUCUCUCUCUCUCUCUCUCUCUCUCUCUCUCUCUCUCUCUCUCUCUCUCUCUCUCUCUCUCUCUCUCGCGCGCUCUCUUUGUGAUCACCCAAUCUCUGCAGUAUUAUCUUGUGCACCUGUAUUUGUUUUUUGUUUUUGUUUCCCUUUGGUAUGAUUUCAAAGGCUGGAUGAUCAGUGCUUUGGGGCCAACAGUUGAGUAUUAGUGGAUGUAUUUGCAUACUCUAUGCACAAAACUAAAAAAAGUAUGAUCAGGUCCGGACUUUGCCUUGUGAGCUUUUGAUGUGUCCUUGAGUUUAGGUGGUGGACCAGCUGUUCUGUUGUCCUUGGACGCGCAGUGCGUGUCUCUCCUGUGCACAACAACUCUGGCACCACCACAACGUCUGUGUGCGUGUGUUACACGGACAGACAAGUGACUGGGCCGACCCGCUGAAGAACUGACUCUCGCUCGCCAAUAGGAUCAGACCUAGUGCGGUCUGCCUGUUCUGAACCAAUCCAACGCUGCGGAUAGGCAGGCCCUGCCUGCUCUGAACCCAUCCAACGCUGCGGAUAUGACGGGAUGUUAAGCAUGUCGUCUGACUCACAGAAGAAAAAGAAACCUUCAGGGUCGGCCCAUUUCAAUAACUUGAAUCGUGUUUUAUACAAAGAACAAAAAAAGGACUAUUCUUUCCAAUAUAUGCAUGGUAAUGUUGUGUGUUCAUGUUUGCAGAUGUAUGUUUGUAUGAACGUAUGUAUGUUUUAAUACGGAAAAAAAAAGAUUGUCUGAGAGAAAACUUUAUGUCGUUCAUCUGAACGAGCGCACUUUAGGCCUCCGUGGAGGCCUGAGACCCCACACAGGAAGUGGCUUUGUGAUUGGAGGAGACUUUAUCAGAUGGUGCUAAUAUCGCUAUAGCUCUCAGGGCAAGGGAUGGGUUAUCUGUGGCCGUCGGCCAAGACGGUUGCACCUUACAUUUCACGUCUUGGGUUGGUUAAGUUAUUUACCAGUAUCACGAGCCUCCUCCCUUCGCCCCAGUAGCUCCUCUCUCUCUCUCUCUCUCUACCGGAGGAUUUAUUCAUCAUCUCCACAUCACAUUUCCUUUUUUUGUUAUUUUUACUGUUGUUUUACUUCAGGUUUUUGCUUGCAAAGAAUUUCCCCUUUUCUAAUUUACACGCGUUGACAAUUAUUUUGUGUGUGUGUGUAUCUAUUCUUCAAAUGAUGAUGAUUCGAUGAGGCCAUCGACGAGCAUCAUGGCUAAAUCUCACUACAAAUCAGUGGUCAGGCUGCAAAAG